UGCCAGUGCGAGGCUGAGCACAUUCCACCAUUCAAGUUGAACUGCCAGUGAACGUCGACAGCUGCGAGCCACGAUAUCCCAACGCAUUAUCCCAGGCAAGGCGGCAGCUCAGGCAACGGCAAUGUCUGGUGAUAAUUUGUCUCCCCUUCCGGAAUCCUCUCGCCCCGAAUUGUCGAGGACAACGACGACUCUGACUGCACGCGAUGUGCUGUUACAGGCUAAGAAGAACACGGUGCUCAAAUCCCACGGCAGGCCACCUUGGUAUGGAGAGGAUGGCCACAGAAUCUCUGAUGCGUUCGUCAUCGGUAUUGCUGGAGGAUCCGCCAGUGGCAAAACGCAUGUCGCGCGCCGUAUAGUUCAGUCUCUAGGAUCUAUUCCGACUGUCGUCAUUAUGUCUCAAGAUAGCUUCUACAAGCGGCAUACGGAAGAGGAAAUCGAACUGGCCUUUGCAAGCCGCUAUGACUUCGAUCAUCCUGACGCAAUUGACAUGCCGCUGUUCGCGUCCUGCCUGGCGGAUCUGAAGGCUUGUCGACAAACGAACAUCCCCAUCUACUCCUUCACAGAGCAUCAGCGUCUUGACGAGACCAAGUAUCUCUAUGGAGCAGCAAUUAUCAUUGCGGAAGGCAUCAUGGCCUUGCACGACCCCGCCCUUAGGGCGUUGUAUGAUCUGAAGAUUUUUGUACAAUGCGACUCAGACCUGAUGCUCGCCCGCCGUAUCAAGCGCGACGUGACAGAACGCGGGAGGAGCGUUGACGGAAUCCUCGAACAGUACUUGCGUUACGUGAAGCCCUCCUACGACCACUUCGUGCAGCCAACUUCUCGGUAUGCCAACAUAAUCGUACCCGGAUCCGACAAUGCCGUGGCCAUCGACAUCAUCUCGACGCAUAUACGAAGACAGUUAGACGAGCGGGCAACUCAGCUUCGGCAGCGUUUGGCUGGAGCUGUCCCUCGCGAGCUCGUCGCCCACGGUUCGCCCGACCUAAGCAGCUCGAGUCUCAAUAUCACCCAGCUACCCCAGACACCACAGUUGAAGGGUAUACUGACCAUCCUGAGGGAUGCUGAGACUUGCCGCGGGGACUUUAUCUUCUUCAGUGACCGACUUGCGACGCUUCUGGUAGAGAAGGCGACAGAGUUGCUGCCAUACCGCCCGAAAGCCGUCAUCACUCCCCUCGGCGUCGAAGCACAUGGUAAACAAGUAGAUGUCCAGCAUCUGUGUGGAGUGUCCAUCUUGCGAUCAGGAGGGCCCUUGGAGCGGGGUCUCCGGAGGGUAAUCAACGACAUCCCUAUCGGCUCAAUGCUAAUACAGUCGGAAGCCGCAUCAGGGGAGCCUCUCCUGCUCCACCUCCAGCUUCCCGUUUGUGUCCGCCAGCGUCACCUCGCCCAGAACACCUACGUCUUCCUCGUAGAUGCCCAGAUUGGUACGGGCGCGGCGGGCUUCAUGGCCAUCCGCAUGCUGCUCGACCACGGCGUCCCGCAGGACCACAUCAUCUUCGUGACCUUCCUCGUCGCCCGCUGCGGCGGCAUCUCCGUCCUCCAGCGCGCAUUCCCCAACGUCAAGAUCGUGUGCGGCGCCGUGGACGAUCACCUGAGGGAGAUGUGGCUCGAGGGCGUCGAUGAGGACGAACAGCCUGCAGAGGGUCGGAAGGUCUGGGUGGUCGAGCCGGGGAUGGGUCACAUAGGAGAUCGUUACUACCUCUAG
Messenger RNA from Fomitopsis serialis, 1699 nucleotides. Its product is annotated as armadillo/beta-catenin/plakoglobin. The transcript has 16 exons. NCBI's taxonomy places the organism in Eukaryota, Fungi, Basidiomycota, Agaricomycetes, Polyporales, Fomitopsidaceae. Gene Ontology annotation, molecular function: ATP binding; kinase activity. Bases 122 to 1699 code for a protein of 525 amino acids. The record is from RefSeq and is a predicted model, not a curated record. Gene Ontology annotation, cellular component: cytoplasm.